Trichechus manatus latirostris (Florida manatee) is the source of this 2391-nucleotide messenger RNA. It is a transcript of the gene HROB, whose product is annotated as homologous recombination factor with OB-fold. The transcript is spliced from 10 exons. NCBI's taxonomy places the organism in Eukaryota, Metazoa, Chordata, Mammalia, Sirenia, Trichechidae. Gene Ontology annotation, biological process: recombinational repair. The record is from RefSeq and is a predicted model, not a curated record. The coding region runs from base 1 to 2319 and encodes 772 amino acids.
AUGCGGCCCCCAGGUUCCCGGAGACUGUUCCUCGACCCCCGUCCAGGUCGCAGCGACGCCGCCCUCCGGCUCCUCCUAGGGGGCACCGUCGCCCGAACUCCGACCCUCCCGCCCGGGCCAAGUCCGAGGUCCCGGCCUGCCCCCCAGUCGGGGCCCGCCAGGCCAACCCACGGGCCGCAGCCCCCCCGCCGUCGCCAUGGUAAUGCCGCACCCACGGCGGAGUAUCCCCGGCUUCUAGUCCGGGAGCCCCCGGACCCGCCCUCGGGGUUCCAGGCCCUCACCUGCGGCCGGGCGAGCUGCGAAGCCGGGGCCGGGGCAUGCAGGUUGCAGAAGCUGUUUGCUGUGGAAGAGGAGUUUGAAGAUGAGGAUUUCUUAUCUGCUGUGGAGGAUGCAGAGAACCAGCUUGCUGGCUCACUGCUUGUGAAUGCUGGGUGCCUGAGACCUGUCUCUUCCAGGCCACAGGCCACGGUGCAGGCACAGUCCUCUGGGUGGCUGCCGUCACACCACCCUGCUCCUUCUGAGACUUCUGGUCUGCCAGCCCUGGGACUCCGCCUCCCUACCUCCAGCGUGUCCAGGGCCAUCAGGGGCCCCCCUUCCACAGGGACAGCCCGCCUAAGACCUGUCUCAACUCCCAGCAGCUGCACUGGCAAUCAGAGAAGCAUGACACUGACAGAAGUAUCCAGAGAGCUAGCAAGACCCCAGUCCUCAGCCCCCCGGCCCCUGCCCACCUUGGAGACUCAACAGCAGGUGCUUGGUGGCCUUGAGGGGUCUGAGCAAGAUGAAUUUGAUGCAGUCCUGGCAAGCAUGGAGCUGGAGGGGUCUGGCAUGGAGCGGAAACUUGGAGUUAGCAGUGAGGCCACAGGAGUCCUGCUCACCUGUCAGGGAGAGGACCCAGUAUUGGCCAAAAAGGCCCGGGUAGCUGAGCUGAGUGGAUGUUGCCCAAAAGGGUCUACUCUAGCCACCCACAACAGGCAUGAUGGCCCCAUUUCAGUCCAGUGCCAGCUUCUGGAUCCUGUUGUCCACGGCAGGCCUCCACAGUGCCACCUGAGACCUGGUACCUCGGGUAACCUUUCUAUCCCAACUGCAUCAACAGUUCCCACUCAACAAAGCCACUGGAGAGUCUGUGCCAAAGGCUCCCCUCUUCAAGCACACCAGCCUCUCCAAACUGCUGGAAGUUCUGUUCAGUGCAGCCCUCAAAACCAUUUGUUUCGUCAGCCACUCCAGUCUCCAGGUGCCUGUUUAAGUGGCAAACCUCGAUUUUUUGGACCAAAAACUCCCAACUCAGGCUGUUCUACUCCCUCAAGGGCUCGCUAUGGAUUCUGUCCACGGGGGCUCUCAGGGCCCCAAUCUCCAGCGGCUUCUGUCGAGUCUCCUGCCGGCACCCCAAAGAGCCCACAUUCCUCCCUGGUUCCCCAAGCAGCUCUGCAGACGCCGAUAGUCACCAACCACCUGGUGCAGCUGGUCACUGCUGCCAACCGGACACCCCAGCUGCCCAUGCACACCACCACCCAAGCCAAAGCCCGCCGCUUCCCUGGGCCAGCAGGGCUGCUGCCACACCAGCAUAGUGGGAAAAAUCUGGAGGAGAUUAUGGUUUCCACGCCCCAGACUCCAACUCAUGGUGCUCUGGCUAAAUUCCGGACGGAGAUUGUUGCUAGUUCCCAGGCAUCAGUAGAGGAGGAUUUUGGGCGAGGCCCUUGGCUGACCAUGAAAUCUUCUCUGGGCCUGGAUGAGAGAGACCCCACCUGCUUCCUCUGUACCUACAGCAUCGUCAUGGUGUUGCGAAAGGCUGCUCUGAAGCAGCUGCCCAGGAACAAGGUCCCCAACAUGGCGGUGAUGAUCAAGUCCCUGACCCGGAGCACAGUGGACGCCAGCGUGGUUUUCAAGGACCCCACGGGGGAGAUGCAGGGGACAGUGCACAGGGUGCUGCUGGAGAUGCGCCAGAAUGAGCUGAAGCCGGGCUCAGUGCUGCUGCUGAAGCAGAUUGGAGUGUUUUCUCCUUCGCUCCGGAAUCACUACCUCAACGUGACGCCCAACAACCUGGUCCGUAUUUAUAGCCCAGAUUCUGGGGUUGGGAACUUCCUGAAGCCAUCUCAGCCCUUCCCCAAGGAUCUAGGAAGCUUCCAUGGCAGCCUCCAGCGUGAUGUGGAUCCGAAGUCCAAGGAAGACCUCAGAACAGCACAGGAUCCAGAGGCAGGGGCGUCCCCCGAGGAAGAGCACUUGGAAACAGAUGACCUGGAUGGGCUCCUGAGUGAGCUCCCUGAGGACUUCUUCUCUGGGACCAGUAGUUGGGACUACCCCAAGGCAGGGCACCCGCCGUGAGCAGGCAGCCUCUCGGCACCCAGGCAAGGCUCUGGAUGUGUCUGACCAUGCCCAAGGGAGAGAAGACAACCA